UAUUCAACUAAAUGUAAUGGGUAGUUGGCGUUGAUAAUUAGUGGUGCAAAACUGUAAAGCACUGGAAUUGUAUUCUUUUUUAUUGCAUUCCGUGUCAGCUAAACACAUAGCAUCUAAUAGUUUUAGCUUAGUAUCAGUGUGGUCAGAAGCUUUCUGCAUAUACAUACAUGUUACUGUAAGAAAAGAAAGGAAAAAGAGUACGAAAAUGGAUGUAGAAAAACAUGAAUCGUGCCCUCAAACACCUAAUGCAACUCGGAAAAUUACUUGUGAAUCAAAAAUUAGAUUCAGCAGAAAGGAAUUUCUUAUGGAGAUGAAGCAGCAGCUUCUGUUAGCAGGACCUCUAAUAUCAGUAUUCUUCUGUUUGGGGUUUAUACAGAUGAUUUGCUUAAUUUUUGUUGGUCAUCUUGGAGAGCUUGCUCUUUCGGGUGCUUCAAUUGCCACUUCCUUUGCUUCAAUGGCAGGCUACACCUUGUUGAGAGGAAUGGGAAGUGCGUUAGAGACUUUCUCCGGUCAGUCUUAUGGAGCAAAACAGUAUCACUUGCUUGGCGUACAUUUACAGAGGGGAAUGCUUGUACUUCUUGUCAUGAGCAUCCCAAUAGGAAUUUUAUUUGCCUUUUCUGCUGACAUUCUCAAAUUUGCCAGACAGAAUCCUGAAAUUGCAGAUGAGGCUGGAAAAUAUGCUCGUUUCCUAUUACCUGGAUUUUCCGGUAUUUCAAUCCUGGAAUGUCAUAUCAGAUUCUUACAAACACAAAGUAAAGUAGUUGCCGUGAUGAUUAGUGCAGGAAUUGCUACAGCACUCCAUAUCCCCAUUUGCUGGCUUCUAGUUUUUAAAUCUGAAUUGAGAAAUAGGGGAGCUGCAUUAGCAAACACUAUUUCUUACUGGAUCAUAUCGUUGCUGCUAAUAGCUUAUGUCAGGUUAUCUCCAUCAUUUAAGGAAACUUGGACAGGUUUUUCAAAGGAAGCGUUACAUGGAAUUCCCAAGUUUCUAAAAUUGGCAAUUCCUGCAACCAUAAUGCUUAGCUUGGAAGUGUGGUCACUUGAGAUAGUUGUUCUGUUAUCUGGUCUUCUUCCAAACCCAAAACUGGAAGCAUCAGUCCUGUCAAUCAGCUUUAACAUGCACAUGAUGACUUACAUGAUACAGUUUGGCCUCAGUGGUGCUGUAAGUACAAGGGUUUCAAAUGAAUUGGGUGCUGGGCGACCGCAAUCAGCGCGUCUAGCAGUAUAUGCUGUGGUGAUAAUGGUUAUAGCAGAAGGCAUUCUUGUUGCUACUAUCAUGGUCUCAGGUCAAAAGGUUUGGGGCUACUUGUUUAGCAAGGAAAGAAGAGUGGUAAAUUAUGUAGGAGAAAUGAUGCCACCGCUUGCUGUGUCCCACUUGAUCAAUGGUUUUCAAACUGUGCUUUCAGGGACUUGCAGAGGAUGUGGGUUGCAAAAGGUUGGGGCAUAUGUUAAUUUGGGAGCUUAUUACCUAGUUGGAAUUCCUUGUGCUGUAGUAUUAGGUUUUGUAUACCAUAUUGGAGGGAAGGGUCUCUGGAUUGGAAUUACAGUGGCAAUGUUUGUGCAAGCAACUUCUCUUUCAAUCAUAAUUUUUUACAUUGACUGGGAGAAACAAGCAAGGCAAGCUAAGGAUAGGGUAGGUAGUGCAAUGGUCAUCAGAGAUGCUGAUGCAUUGUCAUAGAAUAUGACAAAUAUAAAACAACUUCAUUGUUGAAAUAAAAUUCUCAAGAAUCUCAAUUUUGGAUCAUUGAAACAAAGAAUGUAACAGGAGAAAAACCAUGCACAAGAAUAUUGUUAAUGCUGUUGAAUCAAAUUCCCAUGAAUAUCACUCUUGUACAGUUGAAAUACAAAAAUGACAGGAGAACUUUCUUUUAGCUAAA
Molecule: messenger RNA, 1874 nt
Organism: Ricinus communis (castor bean)
Lineage: Eukaryota; Viridiplantae; Streptophyta; Magnoliopsida; Malpighiales; Euphorbiaceae
Product: protein DETOXIFICATION 16
Exons: 8
Coding region: 206-1675 (489 amino acids)
Biological process (GO): xenobiotic detoxification by transmembrane export across the plasma membrane
Cellular component (GO): membrane
Molecular function (GO): xenobiotic transmembrane transporter activity; antiporter activity
Source: RefSeq, a predicted model, not a curated record